AUGCAGACCAUCCCGCUGUACCUCGCGUCCGCACCGCGACCCUCGACAUCGAGCGACAACCACUCGGAGACGUCUUUCCCUGAACCGCCCUCUCGCCUGUCCGUCAAGCAUCCGACGCCCCGAGCUAGCUCGAAGCGACACUCGUUUAGACCGCCUAUACCGCCGAAGCCGGCGAGUGUGCGGAGGAGUAGCGAGGAGGAAGCCGGGUCCGAUCCGGCGAGCGAGGCGGGACCGCAGGAGAGGAAGGACAGUAUCGCGAAAUGGAUGACGGCGAUGACGGAGAGGGAGGACGGGCAGCGGGCGGGAACGCCGGGCUCGAAUCGCUCGAGGGAACCGCCGUCGAUUCCUCCUCGACCAGUCCUCGUGUCUUCGCCUGCUCCGCCUCAACCUUCAAGCGCAGGGGCAGCUUCGACGAGCAUUUACGAUGCCGCAACGCCCUCUUCCGGUCCACCGUCGCUUUCGCCGUUCUCCGCCAUGUCCUCCAGCCAAUUCCCCUCUCCUUCCUCGCCUGAGCCGGCAAUGUUCACUGUCUCCCGCCCAACUCCCUCGAAUUCUCCCGAACGAUCACGCCACCGUCCUCCCCAGCACCCCUCCAUCUCUUCCGCCGCGUCCAUUACCUCCUCCACCUCGUCGAUGAGCCUCAACCCCUCGAGCGCAUUGAGCGCGAUCGGACGAGGCUUCCAGCAGGCCAAGCUGAAGGACCGCUUCGGCGCGGGAGUCGGCUUCGCACGCGAGUGGGGCGGCAAGGGCAAGGGCAAACUGCAAGAGUCGUGGCGCGGGUUCGGCGGACCCAGAUCGCCUGGCGAGUCUUGCUCGCCCUCAACUUCACCGCCUAUCUCAGCUUCGUCUUCACCCGUCCCCUCGUUUGGCUCGCUCUCAUCGUCCGUAUCGACUCCACACCUCGAACACCUCUCCGCUCCUUCGCCCCUCUAUCCCUCCCCAAGUCCACCCCCAGGCGGCACCUCGAUCAAACUCCCUACCACUCUCUUCGGUAUCCGCGUCCCGAACGCUCGCGGACUUGCGUUCGGACGCCCGCUCGCUCCACUCGUCGAAUUCACCCGUUCUCCACCUUCACUUUCCUCACUCCCUCGAACUCGCUCAGCAGACGACGAAGUAACCGGCCUCGACGCACGGUACUGGCUCCCUGGCCUCGCAUACCGAUGCCUCGAAUACCUCGAAGAAUGGGGAAAGAAGGAAGAAGGCGUGUAUCGGAUUCCUGGGAGGAGUCUGCAUACGCAGCAGCUUAGGGCGGUGUUUGAUGCGGGUGUGGGACAGGAAGUGGAUCUGAGGGAGAUACAUCCUGGCGAUUUGGAUCCGCAUGCGGUGGCGAGCGUGUUAAAGAGUUGGUUGAGGGAGAUUCCCGAACCACUCCUCUCGCACGACCUCGAGCCCGUCGUUGACGCGUUGACGACUUCCGCACUCGGUUACCCCGCUUCGUCUACGAACUUCCUCUCGAACGCCGCCUCCGCCUCAUCGACCACUCCUUCCACCCUCCCAUCCACCAACGGCGUCGUGAGCGGUACAUCCGCCGCAACUGCUGCCUUCUCAGCCGACACCCGCGCGCCCCACUCUUACCUCGAACACCUCAGCACGCUCUUCUCUACCUCCCUCCCGGCGGAGAACUACCACCUCCUUCGAGCGAUCGCGUACCACCUCGCGCACCUCUCGGCUCACUCGGAAACGAACAAGAUGACGCUUACGAAUCUGAGGCUGAUCUUGAGCCCGACGCUCAGGCUUAGUCCCGGGUUCUUGCAGGUGUUGGUUGUCGAGAGGGAGAUCUUGUUCAGCAAGGCGAACGAGUCCGCCCGCUCGCGACAAGCCUCCGCAUCCGGCCAUCACUCGCCAACUCUCAGCUCAUCCGCCUCGUUCCGCACGCGUUCACCCAGUCCGCAGUACCCCGUUCGGCGCUCACCUACUCCCGGCACUUCCUCGCCACUGCUCGAGCCGCCCUCUCCCUCGUUCCCCGCCGCACCAUCGAGCGACGGCCACCUAUCGCCGAUUGUCACGCCCACAUUCGCAGCCUUUGAUUUCCCCCCUCCCUCACCUUCACAAAUCCCGCUCUCAUCGCCUACUCAGCCAGCUACGACGCCCAAUUCGACUGCCACGCCCAUCGCAGCCAAAUUCGCCGGCACCUCUCCCCCACUCCGCACGACCAAAUCCGCUUCAAACCUCCUCUCUCCCUCGGCACCGACGGCGCAGAAACCUGCGUUCGUACCUUCGCGCGAUCGAGCGAACGGAGCUGGUGGAGGAGGGUUCUUCGCUUCACGCGAUGCGGUUGUGCCGCCUCGGGAAGGCUCUGCUACGUCCCUCGGUCUCGGGAUUGUGGCGACGAAGACGGAUGAAGAGGAGUCGAGGGAGAAGAAGCAAGAUGGAAGGUUGAGUCUCGGCGAGGAGUUUCGGCAAGCGAUCGAUUCGUUGGGCAAGCCGCUCACGCCUGAGACGGAGAAGAAGGUUGGAGAGGAGUUUGAGGCGAGAUUGGGCGGGGAGAAGGAGCCGGUGGAACGGUUGGUCGACCAGCGAGAGAUGAGGUCAAGGCCGGCGCGCCCUUCGCACCGCACGCAGCGUAGCGUCAGCUCGAUCCGGUCUUUCGCUUCGUCCCUCGCCUCGUCUAUCACCUCGAGCUCGCUCUCAACCCUCGCAAACAACGCGUCCGAGACGGACCUCAAGUCGGCGCAGGUCCAGCAGGCGUCGAGGAGGAAAGGUCCGCCUCCUGCGCUCGGCACGAAGCAGCGCCCGACGACGAUGGACCUGACGCUUCCUAUGCCGAGCGGGAUCGGGAUCGGGCUUGGUUUGGCGUCGCCGAGGGAGGGAAAGGAGCGGGACGAGGAGCAGAAGUGGACGUUGUCGAGCUUCGACGAGAAGAAGAAGCUGUUUGGCGGGUAA
Molecule: messenger RNA, 2883 nt
Organism: Rhodotorula toruloides NP11
Lineage: Eukaryota; Fungi; Basidiomycota; Microbotryomycetes; Sporidiobolales; Sporidiobolaceae
Product: Rho GTPase-activating protein
Exons: 3
Coding region: 1-2883 (960 amino acids)
Biological process (GO): small GTPase-mediated signal transduction
Molecular function (GO): small GTPase binding; GTPase activator activity
Source: RefSeq, a predicted model, not a curated record